Messenger RNA from Spea bombifrons (plains spadefoot toad), 1133 nucleotides. It is a transcript of the gene TMEM231, whose product is annotated as transmembrane protein 231. The record is from RefSeq and is a predicted model, not a curated record. Lineage: Eukaryota; Metazoa; Chordata; Amphibia; Anura; Pelobatidae. Gene Ontology annotation, biological process: cilium assembly; regulation of protein localization. Bases 1 to 939 code for a protein of 312 amino acids. Gene Ontology annotation, cellular component: ciliary transition zone; ciliary membrane. The transcript has 7 exons.
AUGGCUCUGUACGAGAUAUACUCGCACCCCGCGCUUAUACAAUACAGAUCCAGGGUCUGCUCCAAAGCCACGCUCUUUCUGCUGCUGGUUCUGGGACUAACCUACAUCCCUCCGUUGUUAGUCGCCUAUAGAAGCCACGGUUUCUGGUUAAAGCAAAGCACCUAUGAAGAGCAGCCCAAUGUCCGCUUCCGGUACGAGGCCCUACUGAUUGCCAUGAACGACCUCAGUGGGGGGUAUGUGGCAUGGAGCACGUUCCAGGAGUUUAACAGCUUGGUCGGAGACAGACUCAGAUUGCCUCUGGUGUCGGCCAGGGAAGAAGACAAGAACCAAGAUGGCAAAAUGGACCAACUGUAUUUCAGAUUGGAGCUACCUCUCCAGGCCACAGAGAAUAUUUACGGCGUGCAGCUUAUUCUAACCUUCUCCUACCAGCUGUAUAGGAUGUCAACGUUUGUAAUGCAGAGCAUGGUGCUGAUUCAGCACUCCUCACCCAUUCCUGGAGCGCAGCUUUAUAUCAAUGGAGACCUGAGACUGCAGCAAAGAGAACCCCUCAAGCACCAGGGACUGGACACAAGAUACAAUUUCACUGUGAUUAACGGAACAAGCCCUUUCGCGAGUGCCUACGAGCUCACAAACAUAAUUGCCGUUUACCAGGAGAGAAACGUUACUACCAUCCUGAACAACCCUAGCCCAGCCUGGCUUGUAGGAAGAGCUGUGUCUGACCCGUUUGUAAUUAACGCAAUUAUCCGAUAUCCAGUGGAAUCGAUUUCAUAUCUGCCGGGCUUCUGGGAGAUGAUAAAGUUUGCUUGGAUCCAAUAUGUCAGCGUCCUGCUGAUUUUCCUGUGGGUUUUUGAGAGGAUUAAAAUCUUCGUCUUCCAAAAUCAAGUGUUGACCACCGUACCAGCCCAGAUGCCGGCGUCGUUCAAAAUUCACCAGAGCUGAUCACCACGGGGUUGUUGCUACUAUGCGUGAAAGCAGAAAUCAUCACAUUUCACAGUAUUUUAAUAACAAGGGAUGUACGUUGGAUAAGGUAUCGGUAUUUCACUACAAUCUGAUGGUUACCUUUUUGAAAUGCCCGUGUGAUUGACGGUGAAACUGUCCCUCGCAAAAUGAAAUUUAAUGGUAAUGUUAAGUAA